Sordaria macrospora k-hell is the source of this 1260-nucleotide messenger RNA. RefSeq lists its product as uncharacterized. Gene Ontology annotation, cellular component: intracellular anatomical structure. Gene Ontology annotation, molecular function: nitric oxide dioxygenase [NAD(P)H] activity; heme binding; FAD binding. The record is from RefSeq and is a predicted model, not a curated record. Gene Ontology annotation, biological process: nitric oxide catabolic process; cellular response to nitrosative stress. Lineage: Eukaryota; Fungi; Ascomycota; Sordariomycetes; Sordariales; Sordariaceae.
AUGACCCUCACCGACGCCCAAAUAUCCAUCGUCAAAUCCACCGCCCCCGUCCUCAAGCAGCACGGCGAAGCCAUCACCACCGUCUUCUACCACAACCUCAUCACCGAGAACCCUUCUCUCAAAAACAUCUUCAGCAUCACCUCCCAGUCCACGGGGGCCCAACCGCGCGCCCUCGCCCACGCUGUCCUCGCCUACGCCACCUACAUCGACAACCUCGCCGCUUUGUCGCACGCCGUCGCGCGCAUCGCGCACAAGCACGUCUCCCUCCAAGUUGAACCGGCGCAGUACGCCAUUGUCGGCCAAUACCUGAUCCAAGCCAUCGGGCAGGUUCUUGGCGAUGCGGCCACGCCAGACAUUGUUGACGCUUGGACGGCUGCAUAUGGAGUGCUAGCGGAUGUGUUUAUUGGGACGGAGGGGAAGAUGUAUGAGGAGAAUGAAAAGAAGGACCACUGGAGGGGCUGGAGGAAGUUUAGGAUUGCGCGGAAGGUGGAGGAAAGUCAGAACAUUUCAAGCUUUUACUUGAAGCCGGUUGAUGGGAUCACCUUGCCAAGGUAUCUGCCGGGUCAGUAUGUCUCUGUGCAAGUGCUGGCGCCGCAGGUGGGGUAUUUGCAGAGUAGGCAGUACAGCUUGAGUGAGGCUCCGAAGGAGGGAGGCAUGGAGGAGUAUCGGAUCAGCGUGAAGAGGGAGGAAGGGGAGGCCGGUAACGGUAUGCCGGGACUGAUCUCCAACUUGCUCCAUGGUAUGCAAGAGGGCGCUGAGGUGGAAGUUAGUCAUCCGCAGGGCGAGUUCUACGUCGAUCCCGCGGAUGCGAGCAAGGAAGGGGUGCCGGUUGUGUUGAUCUCGGUUGGCGUGGGCGCUACUCCGUUGAUGGCUAUCCUCAAGAGCUUGGUGCAAGCCCCGGCCAAGAGACCCGUGUCGUGGAUCCACGCGAGCAGGUCGAGCUCGGCACAGCCUUUUGGCGAGGAGGUCAGGCGCAUCGUCAAGGAGAACCCCGAGCAGGUGUCAGCCCAUGUGUUCUUGAAGACGGUGGCGGGCACGGAUCAGGCCGGUGUGCAUUACGAUUUUGCGGAUACGAGGAUGGACUUGACCAAGUUGGAUGGGGAGCGGGAUCUGCAUUUGGCAGAUAAGAGGACCGAGUACUACAUUUGCGGACCGGAGACGUUCAUGGUGGAGAUCAGGAAGGUGUUGGUUGGCCUUGGGGUCGAGAGGAGUAAGGUGCACUUGGAACUAUUUGCUACUGGUGAUGUUGCUGAUGAGUAG